Messenger RNA from Pollicipes pollicipes, 1937 nucleotides. RefSeq names its product WD repeat-containing protein 20. The record is from RefSeq and is a predicted model, not a curated record. Gene Ontology annotation, molecular function: protein binding. The transcript has 5 exons. Lineage: Eukaryota; Metazoa; Arthropoda; Thecostraca; Pollicipedomorpha; Pollicipedidae. The coding region runs from base 467 to 1855 and encodes 462 amino acids.
GGGUCGGUGGACGAUUGUGGAUGCGGGCUUUGGUGCAGUGCAUGAUGUGUCCACUGAUCUGAAUAGAAGAAUUUAUUCGUCAUUGUAUGGCAAGGGCAUUCGCCAUAAUUCAUUCCAGGGUGGUCGCAAGUGCAUCACCUUUGUCCAGGAGUAACAGAUACACAAAUUAUUGGUUGUCACUUUGCCGUCGGAUCAAAGAGGAGCUGACUACUUAAUGCAAACAUUGGCAGCUAACACAUUACUGCUUUUUUGCGUAUAUGCCGUUUUUGAUGCAUUUAGUAUGAGUGGUGUCAUUUGUGUGGUCUUCCUUUGCCAAAACUCAAGAUAGAGCUAAGCCCAUCAAGUUGUCUUGAAUUAUUGCAUUUGAUGCAAGUGCUUUCAAGAUUGUAACAAAGAUAUGGGAACCCAAGAGAGUAUGCAAUGAACAAGAGCUGUAUUCUGAAAGUUCAAUAUCUGUGGUGGCAUCAUGGCUAACUCCAUGGAAAAUGGUGUGAAGGAUGAGCCAAAGACACAGUUUUCUGCACGAGAAGGAACUUAUAGGCUGAUGGCACACUCAGAUUAUUCACGUCCAAAUAGGGUUGGAUAUAGUAGUGCAGGACAUGGCAAUAUUCCUGUGAGGGUGUCAUUUGUGACAGUUGAGGAUACAUGUGGCUCCAAUGAAAGGAUAUGCUUUAACUAUGGAAGAGAACUGUAUGUUUAUAUAUACAAGGGCGUGCAAAAGGCGGUGGACCUAACCAAACCGGUGGACAAGCGGGUGUACAAGAGCACGAGCCCCACCUGUCACGACUUUGGUGUGGCGCCGGGUGCGACGGACGCCGUCUCGCUGCUGGUGGGCUUCACCGGCGGGCAGGUGCAGCUCAUCGACUCGGCGCGACACGACGCCCACUGCAUUUUCAACGAUGAGCAACUGAUCGAGAAGACGCGCGUCACCUGCGUCAAGUGGCUGCCCAACACACCGCACCAGUUCCUCGCGUCGCACGCCAGCGGCCAGCUGUACCUGUACUCGGAGCGACUGCCGUGCGGUCCGGCCGCGCCCACCUACCAGACGUUCAAGCAGGGCGACGGCUUCACCGUGUACACGUGCAAGGCGCGCAGCACGCGCAACCCGCUGUACCGCUGGGCCGUCGGCGAGGGCGCCGUCAACCGGUUCGCAUUCUCGCCGUGUGGCCGCCACCUGGCCACGGUCUCGCAGGACGGGUGCCUGCGCGUCUUCCGCUACGACAGCAUGGAGCUGGCCGGCGUGGCGCGCAGCUACUUCGGCGCGCUGACGUGCGUGGCGUGGUCGCCGGACGGCCGGUACGUGGCGGCCGGCGGCGAGGACGACCUGCUCACCGUCUGGAGCCUGGCCGAGCGGCGCGUGGUGGCGCGCGGCCGCGGCCACCGCUCCUGGGUGGCCGACGUGGCGUUCGACCCGUACACGACCGUGGUGGACGGCGGCGGCGAGCCGGCCGCCAACGGCAACGGCUACUGCUCGGACGAGGGCGGCGGCGGCAGCGGCAGCGGCGGCUCGGCGACGGCGGUACCGCCGAUCGUCUCCUACCGGAUUGGCUCAGUGGGCCAGGACACGCAGCUCUGCCUGUGGGACCUGACGGACGAGGUGCUGCGCCGGCCGUUCGGCCGCGCCAUCGGCACGCCCGGCUGUCCGCGGCUGGCCGACUGUCCGAUCCUGGAGCCGCACGUCAGCUGCCGCGUCUCGCACGAGCGGCUGACGGCGCUCACCUUCCGGCGCGACUGUCUGGUGACGGCCUGCUGCGACGGCUACGUCUGCACGUGGGCCCGGCCCGGCACUGUUACCGGCGGCUGUGCGGCGCCUAGCCCGGUGACCGCCCGCGGCGACAGCAGUACGGUGGUGUGACGAGACGGCCGGCUGAGCCGCCGGCCCCAUCUGUGAUAGAGCACGUGGGCCGCCAGCCUGCGCCCCCGCGCGCCGGUCCGGA